GCUUCUCCACUUCUCCACUGCGACCUAUCACCGCGAGGUGAUGACGCAUGGUGAGCCUGACUCUACGCAGGCAGGACCGGUACGGAAGGGCCAAAUUCGCCUGGAGGGCCACUUUUGUGGAGUUGCCACAACAUCUUCUCAUCGAUUGGAGUUGGCGAUACCCAUCAAUGAGGAGGUGGACAUCAAUUUGCUCUUUCCCUUGCUGGCUGGCUUUCAGGCCAGCAGCGAGGCCAUCAGCGGUGACUUCGAGGAGCCGACGUCUUCUCCAGCGAGUCGCCCUGAUCCACAACUGUGGAGCCACCUUGAGAAACUCUUGGAAGCAGAUCGGA
Molecule: messenger RNA, 329 nt
Organism: Cladocopium goreaui
Lineage: Eukaryota; Dinophyceae; Suessiales; Symbiodiniaceae
Source: the annotation of a GenBank genome assembly